Molecule: messenger RNA, 6172 nt
Organism: Rhododendron vialii
Lineage: Eukaryota; Viridiplantae; Streptophyta; Magnoliopsida; Ericales; Ericaceae
Product: THO complex subunit 2
Exons: 32
Coding region: 251-5809 (1852 amino acids)
Biological process (GO): mRNA processing; mRNA export from nucleus
Cellular component (GO): THO complex part of transcription export complex
Molecular function (GO): mRNA binding
Source: RefSeq, a predicted model, not a curated record
AACCCCAAAGCCAAAACCAAAUCGUCAAAAGCAGGAGCGAGAAGAACUUGAAACAGUAACACAACCCCCGUCCCAAACCCCUACUUCGAUCACCUGAAACCCUAAAACAAUAACGCUCCCUCUCUCCCUCUCUCUCCCCGCCUAUGAAUUUCCCCGUUCCAUCACUACUCCCUCUCUUCUCUCUCUCUUAUCCAAUCCAAAACCGUUUCUGAAAACCCCUAGGGUUUGCUCUUCAUCCAAUCCACGCAACAUGUCUGUUCCCCCUGUAGAGAGUGUGUACGUUACAGAAGAGUGUAUUCGGGAAUGGAAGAACGGAAACCCUAGCUUCAAAGCUUCCAAACCGGUCCCGCUGCUUCGUUUUCUGUACGAGCUUUGCUGGGCCAUGGUUCGUGGUGAAUUACCGUUCCAGAAGUGUAAAGCGGCGUUGGAAUCGGUUGAGUUUUUGGAUGAAGGGUUGGAUGAAGAUGCGGGUUCGUGUUUCGCAGAUAUCGUGACUCAAAUGGCUCAAGAUCUCACGAUGACUGGAGAGUAUCGCGCUCGACUCCUUAAAUUGGCAAAAUGGCUGGUGGAAUCUGCGUUGGUUCCGCUGAGGCUUUUUCAGGAGCGUUGCGAGGAAGAAUUUUUAUGGGAGAGUGAAAUGAUCAAGAUUAGGGCGGCAGAUUUAAAGUCUAAAGAGGUCAGAGUGAAUACUCGUUUGCUUUAUCAGCAAACCAAAUUUAACCUUCUUCGGGAAGAGAGCGAGGGCUAUGCAAAGCUGGUUACCCUGCUUUGUCAAGGUUGUGAAGAAUCAACUCAGAAUGCAUCAGCAGCAACAGUUGGCAUAAUUAAGUCGCUCAUCGGACAUUUUGAUCUGGAUCCAAAUCGGGUUUUUGAUAUUGUAUUGGAGUGUUUUGAGCUUCAGCCUGAUAAUUGCGUGUUCUUGGAUCUGAUUCCCAUAUUUCCUAAGUCUCAUGCUUCCCAGAUUCUUGGUUUCAAGUUCCAAUACUAUCAGCGUAUGGAAGUGAAUCGCCAUGUAUCAUUAGGGCUCUAUCAGCUCACAGCUUUACUGGUGAAGGAAGACUUCAUUGAUCUUGAUAGCAUAUAUCCACAUCUACUUCCCAAGGAUGACGAGGCGUUUGAGCUAUAUAAUUCCUUUUCUUCUAAGCGGCUUAAUGAGGCUAAUAAAAUUGGUAAAAUAAACCUCGCUGCUACUGGAAAGGAUCUAAUGGAAGAUGAGAAGCAAGGAGAUGUGACCAUAGAUCUUUUUACUGCUAUAGACUUGGAAAGUGAGGCAGUCACUGAACGAGCUUCAGAGCUUGAAAACAAUCAAACUUUGGGCUUGCUUACUGGAUUUCUUUCAGUGAAUGACUGGUAUCAUGCCCAUAUUCUUUUUGAUCGUCUUUCACCACUUAAUCCGGCCGAACAUAUUCAAAUUUGUAACCAAUUAUUCAGGCUCAUUGAAAAGUCUCUCUCUUCAGCAUAUGAACUUGUCCGGCAAACUUAUCUUCGGAACUUGGUGUUGCCUUCUGCAGCUGUUAGUGAUUCAAUGGAAACAAACUCAUCUGUAAAGAGAUUUUUUGUUGACCUUCCGAAAGAGCUUUUUGAGAUGCUUUCAUGUGCUGGACCUUAUCUCUACCGCGAUACAUUACUGCUACAGAAGGUAUGUAGGGUAUUGAAAGGCUAUUACCUCUCUGCAAUUGAGCGUGUCAGGUGUAGUGAUGGAUCUUUUGAUCCUGAAAGUGGUUCUGGUGUAAACGGAACUCCUCGUCUGCAUCUAAAGGAAGCUAGGUUAAGGAUUGAGGAGGCCCUGGGAACAUGUCUGCUUCCUUCUUUGCAAUUGACACCUGCAAAUCCGGCGGUUGGGCAGGAGAUAUGGGAAGUUAUGAAUCUACUUCCGUAUGAGGUGCGUUAUCGCUUGUAUGGCGAGUGGGAAAAAGAUGAUGAGCGUAUUCCAAUGGUUUUGGCUGCAAGGCAAACUGCGAAGUUAGACACGAGAAGGAUCUUGAAACGGCUUGCAAAGGAAAACCUAAAGCAGCUGGGUCGAAUGGUUGCUAAACUAGCUCAUGCCAAUCCAAUGACAGUGCUACGAACAAUUGUCCAUCAGAUAGAGGCAUACCGGGAUAUGAUUGCUCCUGUUGUUGACGCAUUCAAGUACUUGACGCAGCUUGAGUAUGAUAUUUUGGAGUACGUUGUGAUUGAGCGAUUGGCACAAGUUGGACGUGAGAAGCUUAAAGAUGAUGGCCUUAAUUUGUCAGACUGGCUCCAAUCUCUUGCUUCAUUUUGGGGACACUUGUGCAAGAAAUAUCCAUCAAUGGAACUGAGAGGUCUUUUCCAGUAUCUCGUGAAUCAGUUGAAGAAAGGGAACGGAAUUGAGCUAGUUCUGCUACAGGAACUUAUCCAGCAAAUGGCUAAUGUCCAAUACACAGAGAACAUGACGGAGGAACAGCUAGAUGCCAUGGCAGGGAGUGACACUCUCCGAUAUCAGGCUACUUCUUUUGGGAUAACUCGAAACAACAAGGCAUUGAUCAAAUCCACUAACAGACUGAGGGACUCGUUGCUUCCAAAGGAGGAUCCAAAAAUAGCUAUUCCACUGCUGUUGCUUAUUGCCCAACAUCGUUCUGUGGUUGUCAUAAAUGCAGAUGCUCCAUACAUUAAGAUGGUUAGUGAGGAAUUUGAUAGAUGCCAUGGAACCCUUCUUCAAUUUGUGGACUUCCUGUGUAGUGCAGUUACGCCAGCAACAGCAUAUGCUCAGCUGGUUCCGCCUCUUAAUGAUCUUGUACACCUUUACCACCUCGAUCCUGAGGUGGCUUUCUUAAUCUACCGGCCUGUAAUGAGGCUCUUCAAAUGCCAGAGUAGUUCUGAUGUCUUCUGGCCUUUGGACAACAUUGAAGCUCCAAAAGAGUCCGAGUCAUGUGGCAAAUUGGUUCUGGAUCUUGGUCCUUCUCGAAAGCCUAUAACGUGGUCGGAUCUUCUUGAUACUGUUAGUACAAUGUUGCCUUUGAAAGCAUGGAACAGCCUCUCUCCAGACCUGUAUGCCACCUUUUGGGGUCUCACACUUUACGAUCUUUAUGUCCCCAGAAGCCGUUAUGAGUCUGAAAUUUCCAAGCAGCAUGCAGCACUUAAAGCUCUGGAAGAACUCUCUGAUAAUUCGAGCUCAGCAAUCGCAAAAAGGAAGAAAGACAAGGAAAGGAUUCAAGAAUCUUUGGAUCGUCUUACUUUUGAACUCCAAAAGCAUGAAGAAAAUGUUGCAUCUGUUCGCAGGCGGCUUUCUCAUGAGAAGGAUAAAUGGUUGAGCUCUUGUCCAGAUACCUUGAAGAUUAACAUGGAGUUCCUUCAGCGAUGUAUCUUUCCGCGCUGUACUUUCAGUAUGCCUGAUGCGGUUUACUGUGCCAUGUUUGUGCAUACUCUUCAUUCUCUUGGCACGCCGUUUUUCAACACGGUCAACCACAUUGAUGUUCUGAUUUGUAAAACCUUGCAACCUAUGAUAUGCUGCUGCACUGAGUAUGAAGUGGGUCGACUUGGGCGGUUUUUACAUGAGACAUUGAAGAUUGCUUACUACUGGAAGAGUGAUGAAUCUGUAUAUGAACGGGAGUGUGGAAACAUGCCUGGGUUUGCGGUCUACUAUCGAUAUCCGAACAGCCAGCGCGUUACUUACAGUCAGUUCAUUAAGGUACAUUGGAAAUGGAGUCAACGGAUCACAAAGUUGCUGAUUCAAUGUUUGGAAUCCACUGAGUACAUGGAAAUCCGGAAUGCUCUUAUACUCUUGACAAAAAUUGCUGGUGUUUUUCCAGUCACUCGAAAGAGUGGGAUAAACCUUGAAAAACGGGUGGCUAAAAUCAAAAGCGACCAAAGGGAGGAUCUCAAAGUGUUGGCUACAGGUGUUGCUGCAGCUUUGGCUGCAAGAAAGCCUUCAUGGGUUACAGAAGAAGAAUUUAGCAUGGGCUAUGUUGAACUAAAGCCGCCCCCUACACUCGCUUCAAAAUCUUUAGCUGGUAAUUUAGUUUCUGUACAAAAUGGUUAUGGCCUUAAUGUCCAAAGUGAACCUGCUGGGGGAAGAGUUGUUGACGCAGGAACUCAACAUUCAGAUCCUGGGAAUGCUGUCAAAGACCAGAUAUCGAGGGCAAAACCAGUAGAUGGAAGACUUGAGAGAACAGAAAGUGCUUCACUAAAAUCUGAUUCUGGACAUGCAAAACUGAAACCUGUCCCGUUAGUAAAUGGGUCAGAUGGUCAGGCUUCCAUGCCCUCUGCUUCUGUUCAUGCCGGAACGUUUAAGUCGAUAGAAAGUCAGAAACAGAUGGACGAGUCUACAAACCGGAUAUUGGAUGAGAAUGUCACCAAAGUUGGAUCGAAGACAUCUGCAGAAUCUGAGGUGAGAGCCCCAGUAAAAAGGUCAUUGCCUUCUGGAUCUCUUUCAAAGCAAUCCCGACCUGAUAUAGGAAAAGAUGAUAGUAAAGCUGGAAAAUCUACUGUUCCUUCUCCCGCUCUGGCUUCUGGAAAUAGUCUUCCAACUUCAGUUAAAGGUUCUAAUCCAUUUGCAAAACCAUUAGAUACCCAUGGCAGUGAACCAAAGAUAGAGAGUGGAGCUGCAAAGUCUUCUGAUUUGAGGGUUUCUACUAUGAAGGAUGAUAACAUUGGAAAUGCUGAUGUUCAAAGACCCCCUUCUUCGAGACCUGUUCAUUCUCCUAGGCAUGAUAACUCAAUAACAGCUUCAAAAUCUGGUGAUAAACCACAAAAGAGAGCCAGCCCCGCUGAAGACCUGGACCGACUAAAUAAGCGUCGGAAAGGGGAAACUGAUUCGAGAGAUUUAGAGGCUGAUGUUCGAUUCCCUGAUAGAGAGAGGUCAGUAGAUGCUAGAUUAGCUGAUAAACAUGCUCCAAUAGAUAUUAUUGACAAAGUCGAUGAGCAAAUUAUCAAUAGGGCCAUAGAUAAACACCUGGACAGGUCCAAAGACAAGGGAAGUGAGAGACAUGAGAGGGACUACAGGGAAAGGUUGGAAAAAUCCCGUGGAGAUGACAACAUGAUGGAAAAAUCGAGAGAUAGGUCUUUGGAAAGAUAUGGGAGAGAGCGUUCUCUGGAAAGAGGUUCUGAUCGGGGCUCUGAUAAGCUUACUGAAAAAACGAAGGAUGAAAGGAACAGAGAUGAUAGAACGAAAUUGCGUUAUAACGAAACAUCCACAGAGAAAUCACACGUCGAUGAUCGAUUUCACGGGCAAAACUUGCCUCCACCACCUCCAUUACCUCCUCACGUAGUCCCUCAAUCAGUUACGGGUAGAAGAGAUGAGGAUGCUGACAGAAGGUUUGGAAAUGCUAGACAUUCUCAAAGGCUUUCGCCGAGACAUGAGGAGAGAGAACGGAGGAGAUCCGAGGAGAAUAACUUCGUUACACUGGAGGAUGCAAAACGUAGAAGAGAAGAAGAUUUUAGAGAGAGAAAGCGGGAAGAACGAGAGGGCCUAUCGAUGAAGGUGGAGGAGAGGGAAAGGGAAAGAGAGAAACCAAUCCUUUUGAAGGAGGAUAUGGAUGCAAAUGCAGCCUCUAAGAGACGAAAACUCAAAAGAGACCAUCUUCCCGAGGCAGGUGAGUUUUCACCGGCUGGCCCACCGCCUCCUCCCUUAAAUAAUGUUGGUUUGGCACAACCCUAUGACGGAAGAGGGGACAGAAAGGGGGCCAUGGUCCAGCGUCCAGGUUACUUGGAGGAACAACCAUCUCUAAGGAUUCAUGGAAAGGAAGCAACCAGCAAGAUUGCACGUCGUGAACCCGAACCGAUGUAUGACAGAGAGUGGGAUGAUGAGAAAAGGCAGAGAGCUGAACCAAAGAGGCGGCACCGGAAGUAAUACUUGAAUGAUGACAUUAAGAUUUUCUCUUUAACUGCUGGCUGGGUUGUGAUAUGCAUUGGGUUGAUCCACAAGCUCAUUCUUUCGUGGUUGCUAUUGUAUUGUUGAGCAAGUGAUUGGUGAGUUUCCGACUUUCUUCUUGCUUGAUGCAUAUGAUAAAGCAAGGGGUUUCCAUUGGGUAUGAAUACAAUGAACUCAGCAAGUUAUUGACACAUGAUUUCAGGCCUGCUGUGUAACAUUAAGAGGUUGAAUGUUUGAAGUGGUCAGUAAUUUAUGCAUUGUAUUCAAUAUCAGACUCUUCUGUGAAAAUACAUACCAAAUUUGAGCAGAAAUUUUGAGUAAAAACGUUUGAAGUGGCUUCAA